Molecule: messenger RNA, 1730 nt
Organism: Pseudovirgaria hyperparasitica
Lineage: Eukaryota; Fungi; Ascomycota; Dothideomycetes; Acrospermales; Acrospermaceae
Product: P-loop containing nucleoside triphosphate hydrolase protein
Exons: 5
Coding region: 116-1453 (445 amino acids)
Biological process (GO): reciprocal meiotic recombination; DNA repair; meiotic DNA recombinase assembly
Cellular component (GO): Rad51B-Rad51C-Rad51D-XRCC2 complex; Rad51C-XRCC3 complex; replication fork
Molecular function (GO): four-way junction DNA binding; ATP binding; ATP-dependent DNA damage sensor activity
Source: RefSeq, a predicted model, not a curated record
UCCAUCCACUUUAUCGAGCAACACAACAUGCUUCCACGACUGCAAACCGUCUAGCACGCACCCUUGGUGCACGUCGUCGUGGUGCAAUGGAUCUCGACAACACCAAUUGCGCUCCAUGGCCAGCUCUCAGGAACUCAGACUCUCCUCGUCUGCAACGUCGCACCGCCUACCAACCGUAUCUGCCACUCAAGCUCUGCAGACCCUGAGGGCGCGCGGUCAGCAAUGUCUUCCGACCGGUCUGCCCCCGCUCGAUGCCAUAUUACAGCCGCCGCCGACGACGUCAAUUGGCGCGAGUAUAAGAGGUGGAGGAGGAGGUGCAGGGCUCAAGCGUGGACAGGUGACUGAAGUGUACGGGCCUCCGGGAGUGGGCAAGACGACCUUUGCGGCGCAAGUAUGCAUCAAUGCCAUACACGCAGGACAGACUGCGGUAUGGGUCGACGCAGGCGCCGCGAUAGUCCACCGGCGACUCGAGGAGAUAGUCCCCAAACCAGCCGUCAGAGACGCAAACGCGAAUGCAUCCACUCCGUCUACAUCCCCGCUUCACCGGAUCCAGAAACACUCGACCGCGACACUAGCACACCUCCUCGCCCUCUUCAUCCGACCCCCCGCGACAUUCCCCCCUAAAGGAACAAGCAUCAUCGUCAUCGACGGCCUGUCCACCCUCCUCGACAACGCAUAUCCGCGCAAGCCGACGACGACAGCAACGACAACAACAACAACCAAACAGCAAAGCACAAGCAACAAACGCACCGACGCAGCAAAAUGGGCCGCCGGACGCCGCUUCGCCGUGACGAGCGAGCUGGUCGCAAAGCUGGGCAAGAUGGCUGCCAUGCAUGACCUCGUCGUGCUGGUAACAAGCCAGACCAUCACCCGCAUGCGACCGGGCGCCGGUGCGGCGCUGCUGCCCGCGAUCAACGGGAGUGAUUGGGAUAACGGCGUGGCGACGCGACUGGUGCUGUUUCGAGACUGGCCGCCGCCGGCGGCGCAGACGUUUGAUCCGGACGUUGAGCCGGAGAGGCUCGCUCGGCUCCGCUUUGUCGGCGUGGAGAAGCUUCCCGGUGUGGCGUCUGGCGGCGGUACGGGCAAUGGCGUUGGGUCGGUGAUUCCGUUUACCAUUGAAGCGACCGGCAUCACAGAACUCCCAAUCAGCAACGACGACAGUAACAUCGAUGAUGAAAACACCACCGCAACCACCACCACCACCGCCAAAGUCGCAAUCCAGCACGCCCUCAUCACCUCGCCAAUCCGCCCACCUAAGCGCGCAUACACGGAGAUUGCAGACUCGGACGACGAAAACGGAGACGAAAACGGAGACGGAGACGAAGACGAAGACGGAGACGAAGACGAAGACGAGCCCCCGGACUCAGACGACCUGCUAUACGGCUGGGAUCAUAACGACGACGAUGGUGACGACGACGUGCCUCCUCCUGAUGAAGGGGCAGCUACUCGCUGAGCAAAGCAGCGCUUGCAGGAACGACGACAGCGACAAUGACAAGAACAGUGACAACAACAAGUAUCACAGCGGUAGAGGGUGACUCUGUGCGUUGAAUCUGCCCCGGCGGAAAUGUAUGUAUGUAGCUAGGAUGGAUGGGAUGCGAAUUUCUUGGGAAUGCGGGGGAUUGGUCAUGAUCGAUGGAUGAACAUGAUGUGUAUUGGCGUUGAUAAGUUAACUGCUAAUACUAGACAGAAUAACACACAAUACCUGAGAUAGCCAUGAAUAAGAUGACCUC